Messenger RNA from Scomber japonicus (chub mackerel), 2595 nucleotides. Its product is annotated as neural cell adhesion molecule 2-like. The record is from RefSeq and is a predicted model, not a curated record. Lineage: Eukaryota; Metazoa; Chordata; Actinopteri; Scombriformes; Scombridae. Gene Ontology annotation, molecular function: protein binding. Gene Ontology annotation, cellular component: membrane; neuron projection. Gene Ontology annotation, biological process: cell adhesion. The transcript has 18 exons. The coding region runs from base 1 to 2595 and encodes 864 amino acids.
AUGAGUGUUAGCCCGCCUGUAAUGAAACCUAGCGGGAGCGCGCGUGUAGGAAGGAAGGGAAGGAAGAAGCUGAGGCAGAUCAGUCGCCAGCGGAGCCCAAGACGGUGGAUGAACGGAGCCGAGAGUGUGUGUCGCCCUUGUCGUUUUUAUACAGCAGCUGAAAACAGCGUCCGGCAGCUCAAAACCUGCCCGAAAAUGAUGCUCAAACUCGUCCAUCUCCUCGGGGUGCUCGUCUGCAGCAGCCAAGCCGCCCUGCAGGUGUCCAUAUCCUUGAACAAAGUGGAGUUAAGUGUUGGAGAGUCCAAGUUCUUCAUCUGCACAGCUAUUGGUGAGCCGGUGAGGCUGGAGUGGUACAACCCUCAGGGCGAACGCAUCGUCCCCUCCAAGCGGAUGGCGCUCCACACAGAGACAUCCCGAUCCCGGCUCAUCAUUUACAACGCCAUCAUCGAGGACGCCGGUAUCUACCGCUGCCAGGCCACUGAUGCCAGCGGUCACACCGAAGAAGCCUCGGUUGUGCUGGAGAUCUACCAGAGGCUGACGUUUCGGGAUGUUCAGUCACCACAGGAGUUCCGCCAUGGUGAGACGGCGGAGGUGGUGUGUGAUGUCAUUAGUUCACCGGUACCUGCGGUGGUGUGGUACUAUCAGGACAGAGAGAUCACCGAGGAGCAUCACAGCAGGUUCCAGGUGCUGGCAAACAACAACCUACAGAUCCAUCAGGUGACCAAGGCUGACGAGGGCGUGUACCGAUGUGAGGCCAGCGUAGAGGCCCGUGGCGAGAUCGAUUUUGUGGACAUCGCUGUGGUUGUUAACGUCCCUCCUGUGCUGUCGGUGUCCCAGCAGUCCUUCAACGCUACAGCUGACUACCAGGAAUCAGUCACCUUUACAUGCAUCACUUCUGGAUCUCCUGACCCUGUGGUCACAUGGCACAGGAAAGGGCAGCAGCUGGAGCCAUCGGAGCAGUACAUUUUGAACAGGCUGGAGGGAGGGCGGGGCAUGUUAACCAUCCGCAACAUCCGCCAAGGUGACGGGGGAACCUACACCUGCAAGGCCACGAACAAGGCAGGGUCUCAGGAAAGAGAGAUCUUCCUCAAAGUGUUCGUCCAGCCCCAUAUCACCCAGCUGAAGAACGUGACAGCGGUGGAGGGCAGCGCCGCCAUGAUCUCCUGUGUGGCUGAGGGCGAGCCUCUGCCAGACAUUUCCUGGAGGAGAGCCAGCAACGGUCAGACCUUCGUGGACGGAGACAAGAGCCAGGACGGGCGUUUUGAAGUUCGUGGUCGUCACGGAAAGUCGGUGUUGACGAUCAGCGGGGUGAAGCUGUCGGAUUUGGGCCGCUUCGACUGCGAGGCGCUCAGCAGGAUCGGAGGCCAUCAGAAGAGCAUGUUCCUGGACAUUGAGUAUAUACCAAAGUUCCUGACCAACCACACCAUCUAUUAUUCGUGGGAGGGGAAUCCUGUGAACAUAAGCUGCAUUGUGAUGUCCAACCCUCCUGCCACCAUGCUGUGGAGGAGAGAGCGCUUAACCAUCUCUGCAGAGGGCACUGCUAACACACGAGUACACAGUGAACAGGGCAAGUCCGUGCUGGAGGUGACUCCCAUGUCCGACAGGGACUUUGGACGCUACAACUGCACAGCCCGGAACAAUAUUGGGGUUCGAUACCAGGAGUUCAUUCUGGCACAGGCAGAUGUACCAUCAAGUCCAUACUCAGUGCGUCUGUCAGCCGUCUCGCAGCGCUUGGCCACCGUCACAUACAUGAAGCCCGACUCUCAUGGCGGCGUGCCCAUCAGUUACUACCUGGUUCAGUACAAGGAGGUGGGCUCACAGGACUGGAGGGACGUCAAGUCACACAGUGUACAGAUGACAGUGGUGCUGACAGGACUGGAGCCUAACACGACAUACGAGGUUCGAGUGGCGGCUGUCAACGGAAAGGGUCAGGGAGAGUUCAGCCACAUGGAGACCUUCCAGACUUUACCCAUCCGAGAGCCGAGCCCGCCUGCCGUCCAUGGUCAGAGAGGAAUGGGCAAGGCCUACAGGCUGGGGCUGGUCAAGCAGGAUGAUGGAGGCAUGCCCAUCGUGGAGUACAUAGUCAAGUACAAGACAGAUAAAGAGGAACAAUGGAUGACCAAGCUAGUCCCAGGAGCCAAUGAUUUUGCAAUGCUCCAGCCAUUGCAGUGGAACACGCGGUACGAAGUAGAAAUCACAGCUCGCAACGUCAAGGGUCUGUCGGAGCCCACCUUCUAUCAGUUCUUCAUGCCACAGAAACCCGACAUUACAGCAGAAUCCCUGUUCAGCGGCCUGGGGCUGGGGGCGGUGGUGGGCCUCGGCCUCGGAGCACUGCUGCUGUUCCUCGUGCUGGUGGACGUCAGCUGCUUCUUCCUGCGUCACUGUGGCCUGCUGAUGUGCAUCACACGCACGCUGUGCAGCAAGAAAACAACCACCAGCGGCAAGGGCAAAGAAAUAGAAGAGGGCAAGGCUGCCUACCUGAAGCUACCACUGAAGGAAGAAAAUGGCAAAGAGUCUCUCAAGCCGGAUACGAUUGAAAUCAAAGUGCACAGUGACAACAGCAUCCACACAAAGCCCGACGACAGCAAAGCGUAA